Messenger RNA from Trichomonas vaginalis G3, 570 nucleotides. RefSeq names its product GTPase protein. Bases 1 to 570 code for a protein of 189 amino acids. Gene Ontology annotation, molecular function: GTP binding; GTPase activity. The transcript has a single exon. The record is from RefSeq and is a predicted model, not a curated record. Lineage: Eukaryota; Parabasalia; Trichomonadida; Trichomonadidae.
AUGCAGCCUGCUGCGAAAAAAGUUGCGCUUAUUGGAACGCAAAAAGUCGGGAAGACUGCAUUACUCACUAAAUUUCAUUUCGGUACAUUUAACAAGAACACUGUCGCAACUGUUGGCGCUUCUUUUAUACUUCAUCAUUUCAUGAUUAAUGGCCGAGAUGAAUCUUUUCAAAUUUGGGAUACAGCUGGUCAAGAGAGAUAUAGAAGUUUAGGACCCAUAUAUUAUCGUGAUGCUUCUUGUGCUAUUGCAGUAUUUGACCUUACUGUUCCUGAAUCAUUCGAAGAAAUGAAAAUAUACAUUAAUCAAUUUAAAUCUCAUUGUCAAAACUACGCUCAUAUCUGUGUUGUUGGCAAUAAAAAAGAUAUUUAUAAAGAAGGCUCGGAUUUUGACAUAAAAAUUGCAGAAAGAUAUGUUGAAGAAGAAGGUUUUACAUUACAUUUAACCUCUGCUUUAACUGGGGAAGGCGUAAAUAUUCCUUUCCAAGAAGUAGCUGAAAAAGCUUGCGCUCAGGUUGAUUCUGAGCAGCGUUCAAUAGAUCUAUCCAAGUCAGAACGUCAUACAUGCUGUUAG